Molecule: messenger RNA, 876 nt
Organism: Exophiala aquamarina CBS 119918
Lineage: Eukaryota; Fungi; Ascomycota; Eurotiomycetes; Chaetothyriales; Herpotrichiellaceae
Exons: 2
Coding region: 1-876 (291 amino acids)
Cellular component (GO): cytosol
Molecular function (GO): oxidoreductase activity
Source: RefSeq, a predicted model, not a curated record
AUGGCACCAGCAUUCUCUACUUACACCAAGACUUUUCACACUGACGUAUACCCCGGCAUCCACGCCUCUCGGCCUGAACUGUCACAGAAAGGGAAGCGAGUGGUGAUCACUGGAGCAGCCGUCGGGAUCGGAGCAGCGACCGCAGAAGCCUUCGCGAUAGCGGGGGCUUCUGAAGUAGUAAUUCUGGGUCGCACUCAGGCGACUCUAGACGCAACCAAGAACGCGAUCGAAGCAAAACACAAAGGUUCGAAGGUGACGGCCGUGGUUGUCGACAUUUCGAGCCUUACCAGCACGGCAGAUGCCUUCGACAACAUCUCGAAGGAUGGCCCUAUUGACGUCUUCAUCAACAAUGCUGCAUACCUUGCCAACCUUGGGCCCAUAGCGGCUGCUGACGUCGAGGACUGGUGGAAGUCGAUAGAAGUCAACGUCAAAGGUGCCUUGCACGUACUCCAAUCCGUGCUGAAAAACAUAUCAAAGCAUGGAGUGAUCAUAAAUGUCAGCUCGGGAGUAACACAUGCGCAUUAUAUCCCCGACUUCUCAUCCUAUGCGGUCGGCAAGGCCGGGGCAGCCAGACUGUUCGAAUAUGUCCAGAACGAAAACCCUGACCUGAGAGUUUUCAACCUCCAUCCCGGGGUCAUCUUAUCCACAGGUCUUGCGAGCAAAGGGGUUGAACAAAGCGGUGCCGCCAUUGAGCAUUCGGAUACACUCGAGCUCCCAGGUAAUUUAAUGGUUUGGCUAUCCUCUCCUGAAGCAGUUUUCUUGAAAGGUCGAUUCUUGUGGGCAAACUGGGAUGUCGAGGAACUCAAACAAAGGAGUAAGGAGUUCCAGGAAAACCCACUACUACUCACUCUAGGAUUGACCGGCUGGCCACAAUGA